CUGCUGACUUUUCAAAGCCGGGUAUCGCAGCUUCACAAUUCCAGAACUAUACCACGGCUCCAAGUGCAGCGGUAAGCUCUCCCCAGCCCCCAGUAUCAAUCCCCCUCCCCCGCGUGACUAACUCUCCUUCCCACCUGUCUAGUCACCACCUACGUGGGCUGGAAAUGCAAACCAUCCAAGAGAGGAGCUGAAGGUAUCGACAAUGUGACAUAUACGACCGACCCGAAGCAGUCGAGGCUGGGCGGUAAGGGCGAGUGCCACACCGAGCCUGAUGAUGAUGAUGGCCUUGGUAUGUACUCUCUGCGCUGGAAGUGCGAGCACGAUAAAGAUGCCGACAUCAAGCAUGGCGACGACGCGGAGCCGAAGGGGCACGAUGAGAAGAAGAAGAAGAAGAAGAAGAAGAAGAAGAAGAAGAAGAAGAAGAAGAAGAAGAAGAAGAAAGGAAAGUCGCCGUCUUUGUACAACGACGACCCGCCACGCCCUCCGAAGGACACUCGCAAGCGCCGGGAGUUUGUGGCCUGAGCGAAGAUAGGGGCAAGAGGCUCUCCGGUGACAUGGGAUGGGGAUAGUCAUGGUCUCCAGCACUACUCAGUAUUCCAGAUUCAGCUCUCCGACAAAAAUUAUUUCCUUGGUUUCUUAGAGAUAGAUCUACCAGUUUCCAACUGCUGGAGGUUAUGCCGCAUAUGUAGAUUCACAGUCUUUCGAAUGUAACUCCCAACUUUUCUUACAGCAACCAA
Molecule: messenger RNA, 737 nt
Organism: Mytilinidion resinicola
Lineage: Eukaryota; Fungi; Ascomycota; Dothideomycetes; Mytilinidiales; Mytilinidiaceae
Exons: 1
Coding region: 292-522 (76 amino acids)
Source: RefSeq, a predicted model, not a curated record